Oppiella nova is the source of this 882-nucleotide messenger RNA. The record is from the annotation of a GenBank genome assembly. Lineage: Eukaryota; Metazoa; Arthropoda; Arachnida; Sarcoptiformes; Oppiidae.
GAGUUCAACCGAGUGAACGGCAAUUUAGCCCUUUCCAGAGCACUGGGAGACUUCGUGUUCAAGAGGAAUGACAAGAAGUCGGCUCAGGAGCAGAUUGUGACGGCCUAUCCAGACGUCCAGGUGAGGGACGUGACCGACGACCUCGAGUUCAUUAUAAUCGCUUGCGAUGGCAUAUGGGAUGUGAUGACCAACGAUGAAGUGGUCUCUUUCAUACGUAUGAGAAUCGCCGCCAAAAUGGAGCCCCAAUUGAUAUGCGAAGAGCUGAUGACCCGGUGCUUAGCGCCCGACUGUCAGAUGGGAGGCCUGGGGUGCGAUAACAUGACUGUUGUGCUCAUUACACUGCUUCACGGCAAGAGUUACGAAGACCUGGCCGAGCGGUGCGCCGUUCACUUCAGUCAGAAAAGUAAUAACCGCUCACUUCUGUCGCACUCGAGUUCGUCGACCACGUCGUCCAUGUCUUCAGACGAUGACGAACUCAACUCCAAUAUGGAGUCGACGGAGAAGUCGGUGAACGGCGGCGACCACGAGAGCGAUGCCAAUGAGACCAAAAGCAAUGAGAUCUUCUCGAAACUGAGUCCUUCGGUCAACGAUAACGGUCUGACCGUUGCGUGACUUAAACGACUGAAAAACUAUAUGUAAACUCAUUUAAUAUAUAAGUUUUAGGGGAAAAGUUGAGCGAAAUUUUCAUAUUUAUCAUGAUUUUUAAGACUGAAUAUUUGAGUACUUUUUUCCAUUUGUUUAUUAAUUCAUUCAAUUGGUGUUUGCAAUGAUUUUAUAUGAUUACCAGUCGUUGUGAUACCAAUGAAUUGUUGCACAAAAUUGCUUAUGAAUUGAAUACUACAUGUUAUUAAUAUGAAUAUGUUUUUCGUAUAUAAAAUAUCU